This is a messenger RNA of Spinacia oleracea (spinach), 1196 nucleotides long. RefSeq names its product bifunctional protein FolD 2. Gene Ontology annotation, biological process: tetrahydrofolate interconversion. The transcript is spliced from 5 exons. NCBI's taxonomy places the organism in Eukaryota, Viridiplantae, Streptophyta, Magnoliopsida, Caryophyllales, Amaranthaceae. Gene Ontology annotation, cellular component: cytosol. Gene Ontology annotation, molecular function: methylenetetrahydrofolate dehydrogenase (NADP+) activity; methenyltetrahydrofolate cyclohydrolase activity. Bases 97 to 978 code for a protein of 293 amino acids. The record is from RefSeq and is a predicted model, not a curated record.
AAUGCAAAAUGAAGAUAAUGUAACAGAAACGCACGCAUAGGCUCACUGCAUCUCCUCCAAAGAUCCUUUUGCAGAUUCAGAUAGAAUCAAUCAAAAAUGUCUGCAAAAUUAAUCGACGGAAAAGCCAUCGCACAAACUAUUCGAUCAGAAAUCGGCGAUGAAGUUCGUCUUCUCUCUCAAAAGUACGCUAAGGUCCCUGGACUGGCUGUAGUCAUCGUGGGCAACAGGAAGGAUUCUCAAAGCUAUGUGAAUAUGAAAAGGAAAGCAUGUGCUGAGGUGGGGAUCAAGUCUUUCGACAUAGACCUGCCUGAGCAAGUCUCUGAGCCUGAAUUAAUCGCUAAGGUUCACGAGUUAAAUGCGAACCCCGAAGUACAUGGUAUACUUGUUCAGCUUCCAUUGCCCAAAAAUAUAAAUGAAGAAAGAGUUUUAAGUGAAAUAAGCAUCGAUAAGGAUGUAGAUGGGUUCCAUCCUCUGAACAUCGGAAAACUUGCAAUGAAAGGCAGAGACCCCCUUUUUGAGCCUUGCACGCCAAAGGGCUGUCUUGAGCUUCUGUCUCGAAGUGGUAUUAGUGUAAAAGGAAAAAUGGCAGUUGUUGUAGGUCGUAGUAAUAUUGUUGGAUUGCCAGUAUCACUCCUCCUCUUGAAAGCAGAUGCAACAGUUAGUAUUGUCCACUCUCGUACAACUGACCCUGAAAUCAUCAUUCGUCAAGCUGACAUCGUCAUUGCAGCAGCAGGACAAGCUAUGAUGAUUAAAGGUGACUGGAUAAAACCCGGUGCUGCUGUAAUUGAUGUGGGGACAAAUGCAGUGGAUGAUCCAAGUAAGAAGGCAGGUUACCGGCUGGUUGGGGAUGUUGAUUUCCAGGAAGUGAGUAAAGUAGCAGGAUGGAUAACGCCUGUUCCUGGAGGUGUCGGACCCAUGACUGUAGCCAUGCUACUGAGAAAUACUCUGGAUGGUGCCAAACGUGUGAUUGAGCAAUGAACGCUUCCCCUUUUCUCAUCAAGGCAUGUCUCAUAAUAUUCCUCCUUUUAAGUGUUUAUAGAAGUUAAUCUGUAUGGUUAUCUGGUUUUCAGGCCUUUUCUUCUGUUGAUUUUGCUCGUCUUCAAUAAACUGUAUCACAUUAGACUUUGUUAAGUUCAGGAGAUAAAUUGUGUAAUUUCUGAUAAAUGUGAUAUACAUGGUGUAUUUGGUUCUCUUUA